AUGAGUUUUGUACAGCAUUUGACUAGCCAAGCUGCAGAACUGCAACAUGUGCCCUUUUAUUACGGUAUUGCCUUGCUACUGGCGCUGACCUUUGGCAUAUACCGUAUGGUCCGACCGAAAGCGAAGCACAGAUUACCAGUAUUCAAACUACGAGACAAUAAUGUAUUGGCUGUUCUUACCGAGGCGUACAAACAGUACCCGACUUCGCCUUUUAUGCUCGAAUUGCCAGGGAUGGAAAUGGCUGUUCUACCGCCCGCCGAUGUAGACACAAUUCGUGGGCUCCCCGAGUCAGUUGUGUCAAUUAAAAAGCACCAUUACGACGUUUUUCUCGGAGAAUACACCUACAUGGGUACCAAGUCAGACGAAUUCGACUCAGCAAUGCGCAACGUUCUCACCCGCAACACCCCGGCCGUUCUCGAGUCCUUCACCGAGGAGGUCGAAUAUGCAAUUUCUAACACAAUCGGCCCAUGUCAAGACUGGACGCCUGUUGUUGCUCGCAAGGCCAUGUGCCGAGUCGCAUCGCUCAUGUCUGGAAGGGCAUUCGUGGGACUUCCACUAAGUCGCGACCCAGACUGGGUCGAAGCCAAUGUCAAUUAUACAGCUGAUGUCUCCAAGGCUUGGAUGAUUCUCAAGAUGAUACCUCAGCCGAUCCGGUUCUUCGUCGCUCCAUUUCUCCCCCAGGUACGAAGCUUGAAGCGCCAACGGAAGAACAAUGAGGCAAAACUGGCACCACUUUUAGAGGAGAAGCAGAGCUCAUCUCCUACUUCGGCUAACAAAGAGAAACCCGUUGGGGGAAAUUUGCUCGACUGGUUCAUUUCUCAGUACAAAACGACCCCAACAGUUCAGGAGCUUGGCAGAGAUCAGCUCCUGGCAACGUUUGCUUCGAUCUACAAUUUAUCCAACGCCUUGACCUACAUUGCCUUUGAUCUGGCUGCCACUCCUGACGACGAAGUAGAAGAGAUGCGAAAGGAGUUGUUCCAAGUUCUUGGAGAAGAUGGUGUAAUUGAUAAGAACUCAUUGGCCAAGUUAAAAAAGCUGGAUAGCUUUGCCAAGGAGUCUCAGCGCCUGUGUCCUCCAUCACUAGUAAAUAUUCCCCGUAUCGUUACGAGCCCAGAAGGACUCAAGACAUCUACCGGAGACGUCCUUCCCAUGGGAACACGUAUGACCAUCAUGAGCCACUUCAUCAAUCACGACCCCAAAGUAUAUCCCGAGCCCGAAAAGUUCAACCCAUUCCGAUUCUCUACACUUCGUGAGGUUCCAGGGAACGAGACUAAAUACCAGCAUGCAUCGACAGGUCUUGACAACAUCAAUUUCGGGCAUGGUAUUUGGGCAUGUCCGGGUCGUUUCUUCGCUAGCGCUCAGAUUAAGGUGGUCCUUGCACAUCUGCUUAUGAACUACGAUGUCAAGCUUAAGAAAGGUACGAACAAGCCAGGACAGAUCCAUUAUGGUUUGGCUAUUCUGCCUGAUGCGCAGGCCGAGAUCAUGUUCAAGUCUCGGAAAUAA
Fusarium subglutinans is the source of this 1503-nucleotide messenger RNA. Its product is annotated as cytochrome P450 monooxygenase monooxygenase (lovA). Gene Ontology annotation, molecular function: iron ion binding; monooxygenase activity; oxidoreductase activity, acting on paired donors, with incorporation or reduction of molecular oxygen. The transcript has 4 exons. Bases 1 to 1503 code for a protein of 500 amino acids. NCBI's taxonomy places the organism in Eukaryota, Fungi, Ascomycota, Sordariomycetes, Hypocreales, Nectriaceae. The record is from RefSeq and is a predicted model, not a curated record.